Messenger RNA from Clupea harengus (Atlantic herring), 2615 nucleotides. RefSeq lists its product as uncharacterized. Gene Ontology annotation, cellular component: plasma membrane. The record is from RefSeq and is a predicted model, not a curated record. Bases 1 to 1125 code for a protein of 374 amino acids. The transcript has 6 exons. Lineage: Eukaryota; Metazoa; Chordata; Actinopteri; Clupeiformes; Clupeidae.
AUGUUGGAGAACAUGUCCCGGCGUUCCCGUACCCUGCUCUCCCUCUCUCUGACCUCGCUGGCGCUAGCGCUAUCGGUGUUAGCUUUCUGCACCUCCUACUGGUGCGAGGGGACACACAAGGUGGUCAAGCCGCCCUGCCUGUCUCCAGUCAAGAUGAAGAAAUGCGGACAGAACAACAGCCUGCCCUACACCACUGAGAUUCCCACUCCAGACCCAUUCAAACCUGUGACCACAUUCACCCUGUCCCCAAGUCAGAAGGAGGAGCUGGCACGCAUACGGGCCAGGAAAAUGGCCAACGCUGUGCAUUACAUCUGGGAGACGGGCGAGGACAAGUACAUGCUACGUUACUUCCACACCGGCUUCUGGCUCUCGUGCGAGAAACACAACGAAAGAGAGGUCUGCCGGAGUUUCAUUGAGCUUACACCGCUGUCUCUCUCUCUCUCUGCAGGUGUGCUGUGGCUCGCCGUGAUCUCUGAGUUUGCGUACAUCAGUCUGCUGGCCGCGGGCUUCCUGAUGAUGUGGGUGGAGGUGUUGUGUCUCUGCCUUUCUAAAGAGAUGUACGCCCUGAAGAUUAAUGCCUACGCAGCCAUAUGCACUGUCCUCUCAGGCUUGAUGGGAAUGGUGGCCCACAUGAUGUACACAACAGUGUUUCAGAUGACAGUGAGCAUGGGGCCAAAAGACUGGCGGCCGCAGGAGUGGGACUACGGCUGGUCAUUUGCCAUGGCCUGGCUCUCCUUCAGCUGCUGUAUGGCUGCAGCCGUCUUUACGCUCAACUCCUACACUAAGACCCUCAUCGAGAUCCGGCACCGGCAGCGCAUCCAAUUGGACGAGGCCCGGUCUGCCUCCCUCGCCCCCUCCUACGAUGAGGUUGUCACAGAAUUAGGGGGCGGGGUCUACUCCGUCAAUCGUCUGAUGCGCCAGGCCCAACAGAGCACGCUGAUGGAGAAUAUUUGGCCCCCCCAUGCACUGGUGAUGGGACCAGGGGGCCACCUGGCAGGAGGGGGGAUGGUGUUGGUGGGGGGGUGUGGGACAGAGGGGUGUGAGGACUGCGAAAUGGAGAUGGACGAGAUGGAGGAAGCACUGGAUGAAGAGGACGAAGGUGAGAGGGAAGAUGAUCUCUGCUGAGAAGAGAAGGGUUUAGAAGAGAAGAGAAGAAAGGAGAAGAGAAGAGUAUAGAAGAGAAGAGAAGAAAGGAAAAGAGAAGGGUAUAGAAGAGAAGAGAAGAGAAGAGAAGAGGGGGAGCACCAUAUGGUGCAGAGGUGCCAGGAAAGGUAGAAAGGGAGAUGUUUAAAAAGGACAGAUGGUUGAUGAUGUAAAGCGUCAGCAAGAAGAUGGGAGAUGGGAGAAGAUGGGGGACUGUGGUGACUGCUCUGGUGAGGGUAUUGAAAGACUGAGCCUGGAAGGCUAAGAGCAGAAGAAGAAACAGACGUACUGGACCCCUUUCCUCUGUCUAUGGGUGUCUCUCUUCCUGCCCUAUGUUCCUGUGUGUGUCAUGGGCAGUAGGUUGAGAUAAGAGCAUGAUAGCAGGACAGAGACUACAGACCUCAAUCAUGUUUCAUCCUCUCAUGGGAACUUUGUCUGAGAUUAUUAUGGUGUUACCAUUGCUUACAAACACAAUAGGUUUAAACCUAAUGAAAUAAAGCCCUUUGAUUAAUGUGUUUGUUCAGUACUCCAGACAAAUGAAGAUCAACAUCAUUAUUGUACAGGGACUGUGCUACCUACUUACCAGAUUUGUGUCUCAUGGUGUAAUUGUUGCUUUUUAAAAUGUAUUUAUUGCAAAGUUUUAAAAAUCUUUAUAGUCUCCUGUCGUCUUGCUGUUCAGCUGCUCCCUGUCACUGUUGGAGCCAGGUGACAGUUUAGAAAUUAAGUAUCAUACUUUAUUUGUAGCUCAAACCUGUUGGAAUGACUUUUUAUUCUUUUUGUAAUCAGACAGUUAACGACUACCCAUAGGCCAAGUAUUGUAGAGGAAAGGUGUCAGUAUGGAUAUUUUGGAAAUGUUAUUGUGGUAUUUCGCUUUGCGUUGUGCCAAGAACACCUUUAGCUGUGAUGGUACUGGUUUCAUACCAUUGUCUAACUAACAAGAAUUAUGAUGGAUUUCUGCCAUGGUUCAUUUGGUACAUGACGUGGUCAAAUAUUGAUCUAUGAACCUACAUCUUUCAAGGAGGAAGUUACCAUAGUUGCCAAGCAGUGGUAUUUACCACUCAUUGCAUUAUAAUGUAUGUACAGCCAAAUCAUUGUUUGAUAUUCAUCAUAACUUUUGUAGCAUUCUUGGUGCAAAAGACACACCUGCUGUUUGAGAAAAUGUGGCCUCUCUGCAUAAUUGCUUUGUCAUUGCAGUUGAAAUGAUAGUGAUGGAAUGUCAGGAGCUGGUGCUAGUUGCUUUCUUGCCUUGUCAAGAAAUGUCUGAAUGGCCAAGAAAUGUAAAAUUGCCUGUGUUUUAUCAAACUGCCAGUUCAAUAUUCACUCAGACAACAUGAAUAUCUGUCCUGUUUUUACAUUUUCUGUACACAUUCAAUAUUUUAUAUGAAAAGAGAUUAAAUCACCUCUCUGCUGCUCUCUUCACGACCCUUGGCAAUUUCAGAGACUUCACAAUAAACAUGAAGAAACAAAAUAAA